CCCCUCUCCGCCCACCUACCUGCGAUCUCCUCCAGCUGUUUGCUGCUACCGCGUCAUGAGGAAUGUUUUGUGUCUGUGAAUUGAUCACAUCCUCCUCCUCCUUCUUCUUGUCUUCUUCUUCUGCUUCGGUCUCGCUGCGCAUGCGCGCUGAUACCGGAAACCAGAUGCAUUUUCCAUAUGUAUGGGAAAUAGAUUAGACAAGGGCAGCUGCUAUUUCUGCUGCUGCUACCUGCGGAACAGAGCUAUUGGAAAACAACAAAGAUAAGAAAGUGUGUUUGUGAUCGUUGUUUGGGACUAAACAGACGCAUGAAGCCGCCAGCAUGUGUGCGGUGUUUGUAGCAGUGAACCGGACAUUGCUGCUCAGCGUGUCUCGACCUGUGCUCAGAAUGACCAUCCACAGUCGGACUUUGGUGUCUGCCAGAGGUUUUUCCCAGACCACAAGUCAGAGAAACCAGCAGAAAUGGGAUUUGUCUCCAGGAGAGAUCAGGACCAUGACUGACGACCUGAUUAACCAAGUGAAAAAGGUCUACGAUGACAUCGGCUCUCUGAACGUGGAAAACGUCUCAGUUGAAAACACACUGAAGGCCGUGGCCAAUGUUAAACUGGAUUAUGCUUCAUCACGCCAUUUUCUUGACUUUCCACAAUACGUCAGUCCUGCGAAGGAGGUGCGCUCAGCGAGCACCGAAGCAGACAAAAAGCUGUCGGAGUUUGAUGUGGAGAUAAGUAUGAGGGAAGACAUUUUUGAACGCCUCACUGCCUUGCAGAAGAAGCACCAGGGUGACCUUUCACCUGAGGAAAAGAGAUUCCUGGACAGACUUGUCACAUUAGGAAAGCGGAGAGGACUGCACCUGUCUAAAGAUAUACAGGAGGAGAUUGAAAGACUUUCCAAGCGAAUCAGUGAACUCUCCAUUGAAUUCACCAGCAACUUGAAUGAAGACACCACGUCUCUUGUGUUCCACGAGCACGAACUGGGUGGCCUUGCAGACAGUUAUCUCAAAGGACUGGAGAGGACAGCCAAUGGACAGUAUAAAGUGACACUUGAAUACCCUCAUUACUACCCCCUGAUGAAGAGGUGUCACAAUCCUGAGACCAGGAGGAAGAUGGAAACUGCUUUUCACAGCAGGUGUAAAGAGGUAAACACACCCAUCCUCGAGCAGCUAAUACAACUGAGGGCGAAGGUCGCAGACUUACUUGGUUACAGCAGUCACGCAAAUUAUGUUCUGGAAAUGAACAUGGCUAAGAAUGCCAGAAAUGUGUCUGACUUUCUAGAUACUUUCUACGACACACUAAAGCCAGUUGGCGUCAAGGAGAGGAAGUACAUACUUGCACUGAAGAAGAGAGAGUGCCUCAUGAAAGGCUUGCACUUUGAUGGGAAGAUCAAUGCCUGGGAUUUGCCCUACUACAUGAAUCAAGUGGAGCAGUGCAAGUUUGCUGUAAACAAAGACAAGCUAAUUGAGUAUUUUCCUCUGGACGUGGUGACAGAGGGACUGUUUGGUAUUUACCAGGAGCUGCUGGGUCUCACGUUCACCAAGGUGGAACACCCUCACGUGUGGCACGAAAAUGUCAAGCUUUAUUCAGCCUGUGACACUGAAACAGGAGAAGAGGUUGGCCAAUUCUACCUGGACCUGCAUCCAAGGGAGGGGAAAUACGGCCAUGCAGCCUGCUUUGGGCUCCAGCCUGGCUGCAGAGGACCUGAUGGAAAACGCAGGCUUCCUGUUGCAGCUAUGGUUGCCAACUUUACCAAACCCAGAGAAGGCUGGCCCUCUCUCCUGCAGCACCACGAAGUUGAGACUUAUUUCCAUGAGUUUGGGCAUGUGAUGCAUGAGCUCUGCUCUAAGACAACAUUCUCGGAAUUUAGUGGGACCCUGGUGGAGACGGACUUUGUAGAAGUGCCCUCACAAAUGCUUGAGAACUGGGUUUGGGAGAAGGAACCUCUGAGGAGAAUGUCUCGACACUACAGAGACGGCAGCCCGAUCCCGGAUAAUUUGCUAGAAAAACUGAUUGCCUCCAGAGUGGCCAACACUGGUCUGAUGAACCUGCGUCAGGUCGUCCUCAGUAAGGUGGACCAGUCGUUACAUACCAGCUCUUCAGCAGAUACAGCAGACGUGUUUGCUAAGUAUUGUGAGGACAUCCUGGGUGUUCCUGCUACAGCCGGCACAAACAUGACGGCCAGUUUCAGCCACCUGGCUGGAGGAUAUGAUGGUCAGUACUACAGCUAUCUGUGGAGUGAAGUCAACUCUAUGGACAUUUUCUUCAGUCGCUUCAAAAAGGAAGGCAUUAUGAAUCCCAAGGUUGGAAAGGAGUACAGAAGAGUGAUCUUAGAAGCUGGCGGCUCUGUGGAUGGAAUGGACAUGUUGGAAACAUACCUUGGUCGUCAACCAUGUCAGGAAGCUUUCUUUCAAUGUAAAGGCCUGACUAAGUCCCAUGAAACAUAGUUACUGUAAUCUUUUUACUUUGUCCAAAUGAUUGUUUUCAGAUGUGUUUGAAGUUAAAAAAACAAAACAGUUUAUAGUUCUAUAAAUAUACAGUAUAUUAUUACUUCUAGUAUUAUAAGUACUAUAAGUGUUUAUACUUUUUCAUUGAGUGUGUGUUCCUUUUUAAGAAUAAGAUUGACAUUUGAUACUGUAGUUACAAUUAUAUAAAUAUACAUUUUAAAAUAAAACU
This is a messenger RNA of Cynoglossus semilaevis (tongue sole), 2664 nucleotides long. It is a transcript of the gene nln, whose product is annotated as neurolysin (metallopeptidase M3 family). The coding region runs from base 321 to 2435 and encodes 704 amino acids. Gene Ontology annotation, cellular component: mitochondrial intermembrane space. The record is from RefSeq and is a predicted model, not a curated record. NCBI's taxonomy places the organism in Eukaryota, Metazoa, Chordata, Actinopteri, Pleuronectiformes, Cynoglossidae. Gene Ontology annotation, biological process: peptide metabolic process; proteolysis. The transcript has 13 exons. Gene Ontology annotation, molecular function: metalloendopeptidase activity.